CUUUUCAACCUUUCACCCCUGCGACUUCCUAUCGCCGACCGCAACUGUAUCUUAACUUCAUCCUCACUCGCUUCCACAACACCAAUCAUCAGACGAACUACGUCCUCGGUCCCCACAGGAUCUGAACAUUCAGCAACACGCCGUUUUCUGAACUUCGGGCAUGCGAUUGAUCGGCCGGUUCAAGCUCACAGUUUUGCGUCUCGACCAGCACCAAAGUGGGCUGGCCGUAUAUAUCCAGCAUCCCUAACAUCUCCUCUGGUCACUCGGAUCUUUGUUGUAACACACGUCUCUUGUUUGGACCGACGAGAAAGGACUCGCAAUGUGGGAAGUCGUGUGGACGGACCCCGACAGGGAGUCUAGGAAGGAGCACCGCGAGAGGAAAGCAGUUGAGAGGGAGCACAAGGACAAGACCAGGGCAUCUAGGAGCUCCAUGUCCACUCGCAGCUCUUCGUCGUCCGACAACAAACCGUUCAGCUUCUUCGGAUCUAGGAGUCUUAAGAGGACACUGACGCCGUCAAGCACCAAAACAUCCACCACACACGCUCUCAAAGCCCCGAGCAUUGAUAGCACAUUCAGAGGCUCGCUAUUGUCGGCCGUCUCGGAGCCACCGCCACUACCCACGGAGCUCCCAUGCAGCCCCGUCACUACGGUCGAACGCACUUACAUGCCGCAAGAGCAACAUUCUGUCGAGUCACAGCAGAACUCACCAAUUUCAUCCAACAGAGACUCUGUUUUCUCCAAGUGGACAGACACCUCUGUGGGUGGUCCGAUAUCUCCAUGCAAUACGUCGGUCGCCGAGUCGACGUCGGCAAAGAGAGAGCAUUACGUCCAGACCCUCGGCCCAACCUCAUUUAUCACCAAGAGCACAGAGGUCACUAUCCUGCCUCGGACGAUAGAAAACGACAUCUCAGGCAUGAUCUCUCAUAUAACCAUCACUGCUGAGCCGGUUAAAGAGGAGCCUCCAACACCUCCGCGUUCUCCAACGGCGCAGCCCGCGGUAACAGCUAUGAUAUCACCGGCCAUGCUCGACUCGCCUGUCAACCUUUUCCCUGGCCACCCUAGCCCACAGCGUUCAUUACGGCGAGUUCCUUCAUGGUCGAUGGCAUUCAAGCCGAACAAUCCCGACUCCUGGAGACCACCAGAUGCGUGGGACUGCGGCCCACCUCCGGAAGUGCGAACGCCAGUGAUCGAGGCAGUCAUUGAAGAGACACCAGAGCUUGAUGCCGCAUGUGCCAUGUCCAUGGAUCUUAACGGGAUGCAGCGUGAGAUCAGGCGGAUGGCCGCUGCCAGCCACAGCAUCCGCCUCUUGCGGUUGAAAGAGGUCUGGGGCGAGACCACCGAUGCUAGCCUCUAUAAGGAGCUUGAGAUGGAAAAGAAGAGAUGGGUGCUUUCUUCUUUGCACAACAUGGACAAGCCAGUGGAGGGGGACCAAGCGAAGGCUCACCCCAACAAGAUUACUCCUGCCAAGGCGAAGAAGGUCCUCGCGCUUUACGAGACUCAGGCAACAACCUCAUACCUGGCCGCCGUCCACUUCAAUAAGCAAGUGUACCAUCUGGCUUCGUUGCCGCUGUCUCACACACUCUUUCCAAAUAUCCACCCGGUUAAUGUACCUGCCAUUUCGCCAUCAGCCUUCCCAGUGGCCCCAUCCCUGUUCGGCAUAGUCUACUCGUUGGCACUGCCGGCGCUUCUGCCAUCGCCUGAAGUUCCCAGUCUCCUCAAAAAUGUUCACCGGUGCCUCGCUGCCGGUGGUGCCUUCCACCUUACAUUGAUCGACCCCCUUCCCGUCACGAGUACGUUGGGUCCUCUUAUGCGUUCGUGGAUUGAGGAAAACCUCAUCUUCAACCUCGAGAAGAACUUUCGCUGCAUGAACCCAAGCAAACUCUUCCCUCUGUGGUUAGCAGAUGCUUCCCUCCGUGCUGAAGGCAGUACCAUCACCACUGUGAGGUUUUCCGCCAUACCACCAACAGACAGGCCAGACACGGCCACGACCGAUGCCGAGGUGCUUGCAGAUAAGGCUGUCAAGCAGGAGCUACGCAGUAUCGUCGGUCGCAUGCUCUGGAGGGAAGUAUGGGGACAGUACAUCACUGCAGAUCAGUGGUGGUGGGAGAACCCCAGAAUUGUGGAAGAGUGCGAGCAGCUCAAGACGGCGUGGGAGUACAGCAUCAUUGAGGCAGUCAAGGAAGCGUAAUGAUAGUUGCGCUGUCAUAUACUGUUUGGUUCUUUCGCGAAUCACAAAGAAACGGAUGGAAUGUUUUUGUCACUUUGAGGGAGCAGAGAUGUUUCCCUCGGUACGGCGUU
Molecule: messenger RNA, 2298 nt
Organism: Colletotrichum acutatum
Lineage: Eukaryota; Fungi; Ascomycota; Sordariomycetes; Glomerellales; Glomerellaceae
Exons: 4
Coding region: 320-2188 (622 amino acids)
Source: RefSeq, a predicted model, not a curated record